UGUCGCAACGUGGCAUGUGUAUUUUUAAUAAUAUCUGAUAAAUAUUUUUGUUCUUCUGUUGCCAUUUGAAUUUUUACAUUCACAUUAUUUAAGCAUAAUACAAUAUAAUAUUUUGCAAAAAUAAAUAAUUUCUUCUAAAUUCGUAAAAUAAAUAGAUACAUAUAUAUAUAAGGAUUCGUCUUGUUACUGUAACUUAAUGUCCAUUUUUGACAUUUCAUUUAAUUUUUGUCGUUAACCCCAUGAUCAAAACAAUGGCGGGUUCUGCAUUAAGACGAUUAAUGGCAGAAUAUAAACGUGAGAAUUACGUUUAAUUUAUUGCAAUUCGCACUUUAUUAUAGAUAUUAUAGUUAACCUUAAAUCCACCUGAAGGUAUUAUUGCUGGUCCAAUAAAUGAAGAAAAUUUUUUCGAAUGGGAAGCCUUAAUCACUGGACCAGAAGGAACAUGUUUUGAAGGUGGAGUUUUUCCAGCAAAAUUAAUAUUUCCACCAGAUUAUCCAUUAAGUCCACCAAAGAUGCAAUUUACUUGUGAGAUGUUUCAUCCAAAUAUCUAUGCAGAUGGCAGAGUAUGUAUAAGUAUAUUACAUGCACCUGGUGAUGAUCCCAUGGGUUAUGAAAGUAGUGCAGAAAGAUGGAGUCCAGUUCAAAGUGUAGAAAAAAUAUUGUUAAGUGUGGUAAGUAUGUUAGCAGAGCCAAACGAUGAAAGUGGUGCAAAUGUUGAUGCUGCUAAAAUGUGGAGGGAAGAUCGCUCAGAAUUUGAAAGAAUCGCUCAAAAAUUAGUUAGGAAAACACUUGGUAUUCCAUCUUAAAUUAAAAUGUUUAGUGUUUAAUUGAAAACAAAAUUGUGUAAUUAAAAUGUCAUAUGAUUCAGUGCAAAUAUAUUAUUUUUAAAUUAAAAUUUUAUCAAAAUGUGA
Messenger RNA from Apis mellifera (honey bee), 911 nucleotides. RefSeq names its product ubiquitin-conjugating enzyme E2 G2 (gene Ubc7). Gene Ontology annotation, cellular component: cytosol; endoplasmic reticulum. Bases 513 to 806 code for a protein of 97 amino acids. The record is from RefSeq and is a predicted model, not a curated record. The transcript is spliced from 4 exons. Lineage: Eukaryota; Metazoa; Arthropoda; Insecta; Hymenoptera; Apidae.